AUGCCGUGUGAUAUUAUGGUUUAUACUAUUGCAGGUACUUAUGGAACAGUAUUCAAGGCUCGUAAUAAAGAUUGUGGAGAAGUCGUUGCCUUGAAGAUAGUGCGACUGGACGAUGAUGAUGAGGGUGUUCCCAGUUCAGCACUUCGUGAAAUUUGCAUCUUAAGGGAGUUGAAGCACAGGAAUGUUGUUCGUUUGUACGAUGUAAUAUAUUCGGAAAGCAAGCUAACGCUAGUAUUUGAGUAUUGUGACCAGGAUCUGAAGAAGUUCUUCGAUUCUCUGAAUGGUCAUGUGGAUCAACAGAUGGCAAAGUCCCUAAUGCUGCAGCUGUUACGAGGGUUGGCGUUCUGCCAUGCACAUCAUGUGCUCCAUCGGGAUCUUAAGCCGCAGAAUCUGCUCAUAAACUCUAAUGGCCAGUUGAAGUUGGCUGAUUUCGGACUGGCUCGUGCAUUUGGUGUACCGGUUAGGUGUUACAGCGCAGAGGUGGUAACGUUGUGGUAUCGACCACCUGAUGUAUUGUUUGGUGCGAAGUUGUACAACACUUCGAUCGACAUGUGGUCAGCUGGAUGUAUAUUUGCAGAGAUAUCAAAUGCUGGUCGACCACUAUUUCCUGGUGCAGAUGUAGAUGACCAAUUGAAAAGAAUAUUCAAACAGUUAGGAACACCUACCGAUGAUUCGUGGCCUGGACUUUCACAGCUGCCGGAUUACAAACCAAUGCCUGUGUAUCAUCCUUCUAUGACGUGGGGUCAAGUUGUACCCAAUAUGUCCGCUAGUGGUCGUGAUCUUCUUCAGAAGCUGCUGGUUUGCAAUCCGAAUGGCCGUCUUGACGCCGAAACUGCACUUCAACACGCUUAUUUCUCUGACGUUUGCUAG
Angiostrongylus costaricensis is the source of this 870-nucleotide messenger RNA. Lineage: Eukaryota; Metazoa; Nematoda; Chromadorea; Rhabditida; Metastrongylidae. The record is from the annotation of a GenBank genome assembly.